GAUUCUAGUUCAAUAAUACAAUGACAAUAAGGAAAAAUCCAAUUUUAAUUAACAAGAUGUAUUUGGGUUGAAAUUGAGGAGUUAUUGUGAGAAAUUGAAGUAAAACAUGCUCAUUGUAGAGUAGUGCAAGGAUUGGUGACCUACAGGAAAGUCACUAAGAUAUGAUUCCUUCUGCUACUGAGACUCAUGAUGCUACUGUUCCUAAACCAGGUAACCCUGCUGCUUCUUACGUUAGGCACCCAAAAACAAAAUCGUGGCGAGUGACCCAAAGUGGACGAUAUCUUGGUCAGGAUAGGAUAAGGAUACUAUCUAUGCAUCCCUCUUGGGAGAUGGUGGGACAAACCUCAAUGAGGACAUUGAGUCCCAACGAAGGGCUAUGUAACACUUUAGGAAAAUCCUACAUCGACAAAGCAUGAGAAAUUCAUGAUUCAUAAGGAAUAAUCCAACCUUAACUGACAAGACGCGUUUUGGGUGAAAUGAAAGAGUUAUUAUGAUACUCUGAAGCUAAGUGUGUUCAUUGUGGAGUAGUGCACUAAUUGGUAACCUAUAGGGAAGUCACUAUGAUACGCACCCAAAAGCAAAAUUGUGUCGCGUAGACUCAAAGCGGAAAAUAUCUUGGUCAUAAAAGGAUCGUGAUGUUAAAAGUGGUAUUAGAGCCUCUCUGCGUCCCUCUUGGGCGUUGGUUGUGCAAACCUCAACGAGGACUGAGUCCCAAAGAGGGGGCAUAUGUAACACCUUAAAAAAAUCCUAUAUCAACAAAGCACGAGAGAGAUCCAUGAUUCACAAGGAACAAUCCAACCUUAACUGACAAUAAAUAUUUUUGGGGUGAACUAGAGGAGUUCUUAGGUUCGUAUGUAUUGUGGUUUGGUGUCCUCGCAUGAGGAUAUGCUACGCUGUUCGUGAAAGAUCAAUCUACCGCCAUGGAAGAUUCAUUAAUUAACGACGUGUCUGCACUCUGAAGUCAAACUUGCUCAAUGUGUAGCGGUGCAAAGACUGGUGACCUGUACGGAAGUCACUACGCUAUGCACCCAAAAGAAAAAAUCGUUUCAGGAAGACUUAAAGUGGACAAUAUCUUGAUCAUAAAGAGUCGGGAUGUUAAAAGUGGUAUCAUAGCCUGUCUGUAUCUAUAUUUGGCCAAUUGUGGGGGCAUAUCUUAACGAGAACAUUGAGCCCCAGGUGGUGUAUGUAACAACUUAAUCAAAUCUUACCCUUACAAAGCUUGAGACAAAUUCAUGAUUCAUAAAGAACAAUCCAACCUUAAUUGACCAUACGUGUUUUGAAUAAAAUUGAAUUCAUACGAGAAGUCCGAAGUCAAACAUGCUUGACGUGGAACAAUGUAAAUGAUAUAUGACCUCAAUGAUAUGCAUACAUACAAAAAUAAAAUUCUACCGAGUAAACUCAAAUCGAACAAUAUCUUAAUAAAAAAAAUAGUUUGAAUGCCACAAUUUAGCUCAAAUUCACUCCAAAUAAAAUCCGAAAUGUACACAAAUGUCCAAAACAACUCCCCGUUUCCUUUUCCCUUCCUUUCCUGUGCUCCUGCAUCUUAUCCUCCUUCGCCUCGCCCUGCCCCCCGCACUUCUAAAUUCCACCCACCACUUCCUCCUCACAAUUCAGCACUUUAAUUUCCAUUUUUUUUUUACUUCCCUCCUCCCCAAACAAAAAAAAUCAAAUUCCCCUUCCUCCUCCCUCCGCCGCCGUCGAAUGACAGAUUACCGCCUCCCCUCCGCCGCGACCAUGAACCUCUGGACCGACGACAACGCCUCCGUCAUGGAUGCCUUCAUGAAUUCCGAUCUCUCCGCACUCUGGCCGCCGGUCCCUCCGCCACCUCACCACUCCUCCUCCACCUCCACUUCCACCCCCGCCGCCGAUCCCGUCAAAUCUCACCACCACAGCCAGCCUCCCCCGCCGACGCCCUCCCUACCGCCGCCGCUCUUCAAUCAGGAAACCCUCCAGCAGCGCCUCCAGGCGCUCAUCGAUGGCGCCAGGGAGAACUGGACCUACGCCAUCUUCUGGCAAUCGUCCUACGAUUUCUCCGGCGCUUCCGUCUUGGGGUGGGGCGACGGGUACUAUAAGGGGGAGGACAAUAAGGGGAAAGGGAAAUUGAGGAAGAAUACCAGCACGGCGGAGCAGGAGCACCGGAAGAAGGUUCUCCGGGAGCUCAAUUCGUUGAUCUCCGGCCCCAACGCCGCCUCCGCCGACGACGCGGUGGACGAGGAAGUUACGGAUACCGAGUGGUUCUUCUUGGUCUCCAUGACCCAGUCGUUUGUGAACGGGGUCGGGUUGCCGGGUCAGGCUUUCUUCAACGGGUCUCCGGCCUGGUUGGUCGGGUCGGAUCGUAUGGCUGCGGCUCCCUGCGACCGGGCCAAGCAGGGACAAGUGUUCGGCCUCCAAACAAUCGUCUGCAUCCCGUCGGCCAACGGCGUCGUCGAGCUCGGGUCGACGGACCCGAUUUACCAGAGCUCGGAUCUGAUGAAUAAGGUUAGGGUUUUGUUCAAUUUCAGUGGCAGCAGCGGCGGGAUCGAAAGUUCCUGGGCUCCGCCGCCGCCGACGCCGUCGAAUCCCGACCAGGGGGAGAACGACCCGUCUUCGCUCUGGAUCACCGACCCGGAAAUGAAGGACGGUGGUGGAACCAACUGCAACAACAACAAGAGCUCCUCCGCCGUAGCGGCCACCGUUGCUCCGUCGUCCAGCGGCGGGAACCCUAAUCACCACCCCCACAACAAUUCUUACCCUAGCUCAAGCGGCUUGACGGAGAAUCCUAAAGGAAUCCAUAAUCAGAACCAGAACCAGACGCACAGCUUCUUCACACGCGAAUUGAACUUCAGCGAGUACGAAGGAAUUGGGGGAAACAACAGCAAUCGUAAUGGGAAUUCGAUUCUGAAACCGGAAUCCGGCGAGAUUCUGAAUUUCGGAGACAGCAAGAGGACCACAUCAAGCGGGGGAAAUGGAAAUAUGUUCUCCGGCAGUCAUGGCCAUCCUCCGCAGCUGGAAGAGAGCAACAACAAGAAGAAGAGAUCCCCGACUUCCAGAGGAAGCAUCGAUGAAGGGAUGCUCUCAUUCACUUCCGGCGUAAUCCUGCCUUCCUCUGGCACAGCCAAAUCCACUGCCGCUGCAGACUCCGACCACUCCGACCUGGAAGCAUCCGUGGUCAAAGAAGUCGACUCCAGCCGAAUCGUGGAGCCCGAAAAGCGACCUAGAAAGCGAGGGAGGAAACCAGCCAACGGCAGAGAAGAGCCAUUGAACCACGUCGAAGCAGAGAGGCAAAGGCGUGAGAAGCUGAACCAGAGAUUCUAUGCUCUAAGAGCAGUAGUCCCCAACGUCUCUAAAAUGGACAAAGCUUCCCUCUUGGGAGACGCCAUUUCCUACAUCAAGGAGCUCCGACUGAAGCUCCAGACCACAGAAUCCGAGAAAGACGAGCUCCAGAAGCAGGUCGAGUCAUUCAGGGACGAAUCGUCGUCACAUCAUCAGCAGCCACCACCACCCGAGAACCACGACCUCAAGGCAUCGAACUCGUCCAGCACUAACAACUCGCAAAUCGAGAUGGAGAUCGAAGUGAAGAUAAUCGGAUGGGAUGCAAUGAUAAGGAUACAAUGCAGCAAGAGGAACCAUCCAGCAGCUAGACUAAUGGCUGCUUUACAAGAGCUGGAUCUCGACGUCCACCAUGCCAGUGUCUCCGUGGUGAAUGAGUUAAUGAUCCAGCAAGCGACUGUGAAGAUGGGGAGCCGGUUCUAUACCCAGGAGCAGCUCAGGUUAGCUUUGUCUAACAAAGUUGGUGACUUUCGAUAGUGGCAAGUAAGUUAAGCUGCAGCAAACCAGCUGGUUUAUUGCAUGUUCAUUGAGAUUGCACCAGUUUUGGGGACACAAUUUUAUUAGGGCUCCCACAUUUUAGAGCAGAAAUGUAAACUAGUGUUGUCUUUUUUGGCUUAUAUUUGGUCUUAGUGUAACAUUAUUAAGUUUGAGAAUCAGAUAUAAGUUUAGGUUUCGAUUGAGGCAGUAAGUAUUAUGGAUGUAUUAGGGGAUUAUUACUGCUGCUGCUGCUUCCUCUUCUUCCCACUGAAGUGAAGAUGAGAAAAGGGAGACAGGACCAUAUUUUUUUUGCUACAAAAAAAAAAGCUCUGCCUCUGUACCUUUGUCAAAAUAUCGGCUCGUUGAUGUGGUGUAUAUACAGUAAUAAUCAAUCAUAUGUUGUUGU
Linum trigynum is the source of this 4192-nucleotide messenger RNA. The record is from the annotation of a GenBank genome assembly. Lineage: Eukaryota; Viridiplantae; Streptophyta; Magnoliopsida; Malpighiales; Linaceae.